Notechis scutatus (mainland tiger snake) is the source of this 2187-nucleotide messenger RNA. RefSeq names its product tumor protein p53 inducible nuclear protein 2 (gene TP53INP2). Gene Ontology annotation, biological process: autophagosome assembly; positive regulation of DNA-templated transcription. The record is from RefSeq and is a predicted model, not a curated record. NCBI's taxonomy places the organism in Eukaryota, Metazoa, Chordata, Lepidosauria, Squamata, Elapidae. Gene Ontology annotation, cellular component: nucleus; autophagosome.
AUUUCUGAGCCAAGAUCAACUGGGGAUUCAGCAAUAACCGAAAAAUAAAAAAACGAAAACUACAUUUGGAGAGGGAGAGCGUCCGGAUGCAAGGGCAUCUGCAUGCAUUUGGCAGUGUUGCAUAUCUUCUGAGAAGAUCAGAGACACGACUGACAUUAACCGCCGCAACCAUCUCCUUCUCUUGCUAAUGUUUAAUUUUUUUUUCCGGUGGGGUGUCUUUCUUUUUUCUUUUUUAAAAAACAAUCCUCAGUUCUAUUAUGAAUCUUAGUUGUUGAUUUCAAUUAAAACUACCUCACAGACUUCGCCUAAAGCUGGUGCUUUUAAAAAAAAACUUGUAGGUUUUUUUUAAUGUGUGUGUGCUUGAUGACAGUAAAAGGCAACUGAAGGACUUUGCACUGAAGCCAAGUGAAGAAUCUUAUGAUUGCACUAUACAGAACUCAAGUCAGAUAAGACUUCAGAGGGGAAAAAUACGCCAGUAUCAGACAUCUCCUGCUUUUUUUGGAAGACCCAUCCAUCAAUUUCUCCCCAAAUUUACACCACAGAAGCACCAUCUUCUGGCUACACACACUGAAACAAGCAUCUAUAGCCGUGCUUCCAUUUUUCUUUCAAAGUCCAUAUUAGAAAUCCUUUUCCCACCAUGUUCCAGCGUUUCACCAGCCUCUUCUUCAGUGAUAGCAGCACAGCUGAAGUCGUUGAGGAACCUAAGCCUUUUGUUUCUAAAGAGGAAGAAGAAGAUGGAUGGCUUAUUAUUGAUCUGCCAGAUAGUUUGGCUUCAAGUCUUGGUACUGAGCAGUGGGUAGGUGAGAAGGAUUCUGUUUGCGCUUCCCGUUGCCGCCAUGGGUCCCUUCCACCUACCACGUCUUCACCCCACUCCCUCAGUGACUGUGUCAGCAGGUCCAUGCCCUCUCAGCCUGACCCCUGCUUGAUGGAUGAGAGUUGGUUUGUUACCCCUCCCCCCUGUUUUACUGCAGAAGGUCCUGAUGCUGUCAGUAUGGAGAGCAGCCCCAUGGAGGACCUCUUGAUUGAGCAUCCCAGCAUGUCUGUAUAUGUCACCACCACCACCAGCAUCAUUGUGGAAAGAGAGGAUCCUGAGGAGAACAUCCAGGAGAACGAAAUACCUGAAAACUGUUUACAGCGCCGUCCCCCACACCACUCCACUUCUCUUGCUACCAAGGCUGCCAUCUUGGAGAAGGUCAAUCAAGUGCGUCGGAUUCAGAGGGCAAAGCAGUUGGCAGAGAAGCACAAGUUGAGUCAGAAAGUCAUGAAGCGGCAGAACCGUGCCAGAGAGUGCCGCCCACAACGGGCCAAACCCCAAAGCCACUUCGUCUACCAACCAUGCCAGCGCCAGUACAACUACUAAGCUACUUCAGGAAGUCUACACUGUGGGGCAUUAUCCUUUUAACUUUUAGCUUCACUAGCUCUUCACAAUGCUUUUCUCCAUCCAAGAGGGUUGUUUUCACUCAUUUUCUGAAAUUAAUCAUCCCUCCCCUGUGAGAACUUCCUACAUUCUCAUGAACUUGCAACAUUAAAUGGUAGAUCUUUUGUGGGCUUUUCUUGAGCUUUAUCUCUCCCCCUCCCUCUGUUUUUAGCAAAAAAAUAUGUUUUCUGAUCAAUGACUUCUUUUUUGAAUUUAAUGUCCCAUCUUCUCUACAUCCUAUUUCCAGAUUUUGAUUUGGAUCUCAUAGUGAAUGAAACACAACAUGCCUUGCUAGCAUUAAGAAACAAGACAGCAAGUCAACUUUGAAUCUCCAAUAUAUGGGUUUUUUAAGUGUUGGAAAAACAUAUAUGUAUCUUGGUUGUUAAGAGAAACCAUGUUUCUUGUGUGAGUGUGUUUCUUGGUCCUUAGGUAGCAUGAAUUCACACACUGGCUAUUGUAGCAGUUGCCAGUGUUAGACUAAUUUGGUGCUUCCAGUGAAUAUAUCACCUUUAUUCUAAUUUAAAUAAGUUACAGGAGGAACAUGGUGCCCUGUCAUUUCUUUUCAUCCCUUGUUAUUGCACUAGAGAGCCUGUGACAUCAGUGCCUUUCUUUUUGACAUCAUGCUCAUGACAAAAAACAAAACAAAACCUAACAGAUUGUGAUGUCAAAUGGAGAUACCAGGUUCCUGUGCAAAAUGGAACACAAAUAAAACAAGAAAGAAGCCUAACGGAUCCCAAGUUAAAGAUUAAUGACAUGUAUUUUAACAUACU